AUGGCCUCCACGACAAGCCAGGAGGAUGAGGGGCCGUCUCCGCACAACAAUAUCAUGAUACUGCCCGACCCGGACCUCGCUGACGAUCUCCGAUCAUUAUCGCGAUCGCCUCACCCGUACCGCCGCAACGGCUCUGUGCACCACCGCCCACGAACCCGAACCUCCAGCGAUAGCGGUACUGAGGCGGACGACGAGAGCACCAGUUUCAGUUUACUCAAGGGCCUGCCUCCGCCGCCGCUUCGAUCGCGAAAGGGAGCUCGUCCGAUUGGCGAUAAUGAUUUUUGGCUGCCUGGGCUACAGCGAUGGCGGUCAACAUCGCGGAGCUCCCGACGGAGCUCCGUGGGGAAUAACGAGGCGGAUAUAUUAGAGAUGAAGGUCAAGAUCAAAACAAAGAGACGAGUUGAGAUUAUUCGGAGGGCGUUUGAGGCUGCUUUGCUGCUUUCUGUUGGUGGUGUGGUCUUAGGACAGGAGAGCGCGAGGUCGCUUGCGUGGGCUUGGAGGAAAGAACUCGCCACAUUUUCCCUUACGAUUGUCGGAGUCUACGCUAUAUACCCGCUCAACAGGCACGGACGUUUACGGCUCUCCAGAUUUUUGUCCUUUGAUAUCCCGCAUAGCUUCGACCCCGCGCCGCUUCUAUACCCGAUUCUUAUUCCCGUUUACGUUUCUCUGUCCUUGUCGAAUCACGAGCCGUCAUUAGUACUACCGAACAUACUACUUGCUCUCGCCUCGAUACCACCGCCGGCGAUCCCUAUGCACGACUUGGUGCAUGGCCAGGGUGUCGCGCACUGGCUCCUGACGCUACUCCCCAUCCUUGUUUCUGAGCAGUUAUCCUGGGGUAACAUUCGACCUAGACCUCUUUCUCUUCGCGGUCUCAAUUCUGAAGCUUUGACUCUUGUUUUUCCUUUGCACCAAGCAUUGAUACCCACUCUAGAUUUCCUUUUGUCUACCAGCAUUCUUCCAGCGGAACUGCAGCUACUCACGACUGCUCUUAUUAAUCUGUUUUUAUACGCCACUUCACCUCAAGCGGAAAUUCUCAAAUCGCUGCUAUGGCUGGGCAGCCUGUGUAUUUUUAUCUCUUGCCGCCAGGUCCUCCACUGGGAGGUUGCUCUAGCCCGGAUACCGAGCUGGAAAUUUAGACGGUCUCCCAGCGGCUCGAGCUCGCCGAAGAACAUUCUGAAUCUGCUGGAUCACAGGAUCUGUCAGAAGCUGAGUCGGGCUGGUUCUUCUGAAGAGCCUACCUCGGACAGCGACUCGCCGGACAGCCAUCUGACAUCAACCUCGCGUCGAACGCCGCACGAAGCUCGAGAAAAGACUCCCGAGAGUCCUACUGAAAACAUUGCCCUGGAAGACUUUAACCAACGGCGGACCUCUGCCAAUUUCGAAGACGUCCUACGUUCGGAAAAGGCUAGGACAACGCCAAAAGGACGACGGAAGCGAUCAAUUGCACCUAACAUCGCAUCUUUCCUCACAAUGACUGUUCCGCAAGUCCAAGUUCGCAAAUGGCUCUAUGCGUUGUACGUGUACCUGGCCGUCUUUGCUGUUGUUCUUGGGCCAGUGCGCAGGUAUGUGGGCGAGCGGGCAUUACAGGGAGAGGACCCUUUCGGAUGGGCGCUGGGAUACCUGCUUGGAAAUGUCUCCUGGUUCAGGUUCUGGGUCAUCACCUCGAGCCUGGAACGCUGGAUCCCCAUACCUCCCCGGCAGGACCCCAGUUUAUCCAGUGCGUUCUGUCAUCUCGGACGGGCAGAACAUCUUCGUCAAAGCACCUUUGGAGAGGCCAGUACACGCCUCAUCAUAAUUGCGUACUGCCUAGCCGUUCUUGUAAUCGGCAUUGCGACCGUCAUUCGGCUCGGCACCUUCGCCGAGGUCGACACAAGGCGCAAAGUUUUCCAUGGCACCAUGGUGCUAAUGUUCCUCCCGACUAUCUACAUCGACCCAGCAUUCUGCGCCCUUGCCAUGGCUUUAGUCCUAGCCAUCUUUCUCCUACUAGACCUCUUUCGCGCCUCCCAACUUCCGCCAAUAUCCCGACCAUUGACCUACUUCCUCGAGCCCUACGUCGACGGCCGAGACUACCGUGGCCCCGUCAUCGUCUCCCACAUAUUUCUCCUCAUCGGAAGCGCCAUACCCCUCUGGCUCACUCUUGCCGACGUCUCGCGCACAGGCGAUUUCCCCUGGACAUCAUGGGAUGUCCAGACGCGCGACGCAAGCAUGCUCAGCGGAAUUAUCUGCGUCGGUCUCGGCGACGCAGCCGCUUCUCUCGUCGGCCGGCGCUUCGGCCGACGGAAGUGGUUCUGGGGCGGCGGCAAAUCCGUUGAGGGCAGCGUCGCAUUUGCAGUUGCUGUUACUGCUGGAUUAAUGGUUGCCCAGGCCUGGCUUGCCCUCGGGCAGUGGCCUGUUAGCGGAUAUGACGGGCCGAAACCGUUUUCCUGGCCCGGGGCCCUGGCUAAGGCCAUUCUUGCAGCGGGUGGUGCUAGUGCGACUGAGGCGGUUCUGACGGGGUGUAAUGAUAACGUCGUUGUUCCUGUGGUGUUGUGGUUGCUGGUAAGGGGGCUGGGACUUUAG
This is a messenger RNA of Aspergillus mulundensis, 2559 nucleotides long. RefSeq names its product putative phosphatidate cytidylyltransferase. NCBI's taxonomy places the organism in Eukaryota, Fungi, Ascomycota, Eurotiomycetes, Eurotiales, Aspergillaceae. The record is from RefSeq and is a predicted model, not a curated record. Gene Ontology annotation, biological process: dolichyl monophosphate biosynthetic process. The transcript is spliced from 2 exons. Gene Ontology annotation, molecular function: dolichol kinase activity. Gene Ontology annotation, cellular component: endoplasmic reticulum membrane. The coding region runs from base 1 to 2559 and encodes 852 amino acids.